Cryphonectria parasitica EP155 is the source of this 2654-nucleotide messenger RNA. RefSeq lists its product as uncharacterized. NCBI's taxonomy places the organism in Eukaryota, Fungi, Ascomycota, Sordariomycetes, Diaporthales, Cryphonectriaceae. The transcript is spliced from 3 exons. The record is from RefSeq and is a predicted model, not a curated record. The coding region runs from base 60 to 2330 and encodes 756 amino acids.
GCGGCAGGGUUCUGCUGAGGGAUGGUCAUGACUUGGAGGCGCAUACAGCCCCACCAACUAUGCCUCCGAGACCGACAAUACAAUGUUGCCGAGCACUCCAAGGCCGCAACGAUGUGUCUGUUGACGCGGUCUGGGUGACGGACGACGUCCUUAGUCGAGCAUUCCGGCGAUACCUCGAUGUUUCAGUGACAAAGAGGCGGGCCGUCAGCUCGGCUCCGGGGCCCAUGUAUCACCGCAAGCGAUUUGGAAGAAGACAGAUGACGGAGCUCAAUGCUAUGCAAUCCAUCGGAUCGCUGCCAGUAUGGGCACUGUCAAACGCACCAGACAUGACCAACUGGCGGUGGCAGCCGCCCAAGCCAGACCUCUGGUCAUCACCACCGCCAAAGGCCACCAUCCGACGGACGCUUGAGCCGCCCACCCCCCUUGAAACAACUGUUAUACGACCAGCUGGAAGAGAGGUUGAAAGGCCGCCGCCGCUUCGAGUCGACUUCAACCCGCAAUUCGUCAUGUCCUUCAUGAAGGAAUUGAAAGAGUUACACAUCAACAGCUUUAGCACUGCCGACGAGUACCGCGCCGAGUUCAUAGGCCUCGUCUGCCGGGCCACAAAAAUUGUGUCGAGAGGAGGAUUCACCAGCUCAGGCGUCGGCGAGAUAUACUUUGCGGCUUUUGAGCAUCUCGAGACAGCACGUCGAGUGCAUCCAGAGUUGCAGACGCUUUUUCCCUACCUCAUGUCCAGUGCUGCCCGAGGCAUCAUGGGUGCGAAGUCACUGGAUGGCAACUUCUUCGUUCCCACGGCACGGUUCUGGGAGAAGUGGCUGGAACAGUUAAGGGAUUGCGAAGUCAACAUAGCGAACACGAAGCUGUUGAUGUUUGUUAUGGAUAACCUCCGCCCGCGACAGGUUCGAAGAUCGAGUAACCUGCUACUCUCAGUCCUCUACCGGUAUUUCGACCUGUGGAGCACCAGUGAUCUCCACGGAGAGCCGGAGGUCUGGCACCACGGUGAAAUAUCCCGACUCUCGUCGAGCGCUUCGCUUUGGUCCGGGCGGAUUGACAAACUGUUCAAGGCCAUGGAGUCGGAUUUAGCCGACGGACAAGUCCAACGAGCACGCUCCCAUAUGCGUCUUGCCGAGAAACUCCUCGCCAGAGUCCAACGAAUCGCGCUCAAGCAGGCUCAUUUGAUAAUGCGCUACAACUGGCUCCAGAUCCUCGCCCGGCUGCCCAAUGUACAGACAGACGAGUUCAAGCAGCUGCUGUGUAUGUUUGCGCCCAAUGGCCAUGCUGCCCUCUCAUACAUGGAACUAUGCGACCUGUUCUUGCUUCACUGGUCCAGCCAGGGCAUGCUCACAGACCCAGAUUGGACUCGCAGCAUCUGGAACAAUAUCCGAGGCAAGGACGACCACUUUGCCAUAGCUGCUUUGGCUCUUGCAGUCAACAAGACGAACACGCCAAAGCAAUGCACAGCCAUCUUCUGGAAUCUUUGGAGCCUCCUCCGUUUUCGAGGCGGGCCAAAGAAGCUCCUGCGACAGCUUUCUCUGCUGUCUGACAGCCGCACCGUCAGCUCUGCAUUCCUACAGAGGCUGGCUUGGACUUCAAAUGAUCAUCGUGUCGCCCUACUCCUCCACUUUAUCCUCUGCAAGCAAGAAGGAAGAGUCCGCAACUUCUGGUGGCCGGCCUUUUGGGACAAGUUUGCAGCAAAGCAAACGACGCGUUGGAAAUAUCCACAGAUCGACCCGAUUCUGCUGGCUCGAAAAAUGACAAUCCAAAUCUCAGGCAAACAGCCGUUGAAUCCAUUGGCGAAUCAAACCGUGGAGAGCUCCUAUGAGCAGCAGCUGAUGGAGGUAGAAUCUGAGAGCGUGGAACGCCAACUUGACUCAUAUGAGCCCGUAGCUUGCGUUCCCAAGACGAAAGCAUGGGUCCGCCAGGUCAAGAGGAUACAAUGGAGCCUCAAGCUGCUGCUUCACGCUCGACAGCUCACGGACCGGCAGGCCCUACAUUACGUGACAGCCUUCACCGGUAUCCUCGCCAACAAACAAGGCCACCUGUCUGCUCGCGACUUGGCGACAUUGACCUCUGUCAUUAUGCGGACAUUGGACCAAGGCAAAACCGGGAGUGUGGAGCGCUUGAGAUGGUAUCUGGGGAUCAUCUAUACGCACCUCGGCGAACAAUCUUGCAUCAGGGUGGGCGUGAUUCUAAAACGGCGCCGCGAGGCCAACUGGCAGGUCGGCGAACUACCCAAAGUCAUCAUCACGCAGACGAGGACGCUGGGCCUGUCUGCAGAGGGCGAGGGCUUUUUAACGAUACUGGAGGAGUUCGAGAAAACACGAAGCUGAAGGAGGCCAUUGGAGGGCUAUAAGGGUAAUUGGAUAUACUAUCACGUGUACCGAAGAGCAAAAGUCGAACAGCUGACGACGAAGUCUUCUUCAGAGUCUAUGAUUAGGGGAGACUUGAUAAGACCAAAAAAAACCACCCGCAAGGUCUCAUCCCAGAUGAAGGGGCGAGUCGAUGAAUCCUAGUUUUACUGCGUAUGACAAGAGUUACUUGACAGUGGAGUGCUCCUGCCGUCUCUGUGUAUCACUUGGUGGGGGGGUCAGGUUGCACAACCUGAAAACUAACAAGGUCUAAAAAAAUAAAAAUAAAGAGACACCACUACCACC